This is a messenger RNA of Octodon degus (degu), 3148 nucleotides long. RefSeq names its product USO1 vesicle transport factor (gene Uso1). Gene Ontology annotation, molecular function: protein binding. Lineage: Eukaryota; Metazoa; Chordata; Mammalia; Rodentia; Octodontidae. Gene Ontology annotation, biological process: intracellular protein transport; endoplasmic reticulum to Golgi vesicle-mediated transport; vesicle fusion with Golgi apparatus. The record is from RefSeq and is a predicted model, not a curated record. The transcript is spliced from 23 exons. Bases 206 to 2977 code for a protein of 923 amino acids. Gene Ontology annotation, cellular component: cytoplasm; endoplasmic reticulum; Golgi stack.
CUCCGAGCCGCCACGUAACGCCACGUCCCCGCGCAUGCGCAACGCGGCCGUCGUCGGGGGCUGUUUCCGGGGAGAGUGGGACAGCAGGUUGGGCUGGCGGCCGGCGAGGUUUGCGUACGGGCGUGGGAGCUGGGCCCUACAGGCGGAGGGGGCGUUGUCUUUUCUUUUCCGGAGAGCCGGUGAAGCCGGGAGCUGAACUGCAAAAAUGAACUUCCUCCGCGGGGUCAUGGGCGGUCAGAGCGCCGGACCCCAGCACACGGAAGCCGAGACGAUUCAAAAGCUUUGUGAUCGAGUGGCUUCAUCUACUUUACUAGAUGAUCGAAGAAAUGCUGUUCGUGCCCUCAAGUCUUUAUCUAAGAAAUAUCGUUUGGAAGUGGGUAUUCAAGCUAUGGAACAUCUUAUCCAUAUUCUACAAACAGAUCGUUCGGAUUCUGAAAUAAUAGGUUAUGCUUUGGACACACUAUAUAAUAUAAUAUCUAAUGAUGAAGAAGAAGAAGUCGAAGAAAAUUCCACAAGACAGAGUGAGGAUUUGGGAAGCCAGUUUACAGAAAUUUUCAUUAAGCAGCAAGAAAAUGUCACUCUCCUGUUGUCUUUAUUGGAGGAGUUUGAUUUCCAUGUUCGCUGGCCUGGUGUGAAGCUUCUGACUUCUCUUUUAAAACAACUAGGUCCUCAGGUGCAACAAAUUAUUUUAGUCAGUCCCAUGGGUGUUUCAAGACUGAUGGACUUACUAGCAGAUUCCAGGGAAGUUAUACGCAAUGAUGGCGUUUUAUUACUUCAGGCACUGACAAGAAGCAAUGGUGCAAUUCAGAAAAUAGUUGCCUUUGAAAAUGCUUUUGAAAGACUCCUGGACAUUAUCACAGAGGAGGGGAGCAGUGAUGGAGGCAUAGUCGUUGAAGAUUGUUUGAUUUUGCUCCAAAACUUGUUAAAAAACAACAAUUCCAAUCAAAAUUUUUUUAAAGAAGGCUCAUAUAUUCAGCGCAUGAAACCUUGGUUUGAAGUUGGAGAUGAGAAUUCUGGCUGGUCUGCACAGAAAGUGACAAAUCUACAUCUAAUGCUACAGCUUGUGCGGGUGCUGGUGUCUCCCACCAACCCCCCCGGGGCCACCAGCAGCUGCCAGAAGGCCAUGUUUCAGUGCGGCUUGCUGCAGCAGCUGUGUACCAUCCUGAUGGCUACUGGGGUUCCUGCUGACAUCCUGACCGAGACCAUCAAUACUGUCUCGGAAGUCAUUCGUGGCUGCCAAGUAAACCAAGACUACUUUGCCUCUGUGAAUGCACCUUCGAACCCACCCAGACCGGCCAUCGUGGUGCUCCUGAUGUCCAUGGUAAAUGAAAGGCAACCGUUUGUGCUGCGCUGCGCUGUUCUCUAUUGUUUCCAGUGCUUCUUAUACAAAAACCAAAAAGGACAAGGAGAAAUUGUAUCAACACUUCUGCCUUCCACUAUUGAUGCAACAGGGAACUCCGUUUCGGCUGGUCAGCUGUUGUGUGGAGGUUUGUUUUCUACUGAUUCCCUCUCAAACUGGUGUGCUGCAGUGGCCCUUGCCCAUGCUUUACAAGAAAAUGCUACCCAGAAGGAACAGUUGCUCAGGGUUCAGCUUGCGACGAGCAUCGGCAACCCGCCCGUCUCCCUCCUACAGCAGUGCACCAACAUCCUGGCGCAGGGAAGCAAAAUACAGACAAGAGUUGGACUGUUAAUGUUGCUUUGCACCUGGUUAAGCAACUGUCCCAUUGCAGUGACACAUUUCCUACACAAUACGGCCAAUGUUCCAUUUCUUACAGGACAGAUUGCAGAAAAUCUUGGGGAAGAAGAGCAGUUGGUACAAGGCUUAUGUGCUCUUCUGCUGGGCAUUUCAAUAUACUUCAAUGAUAACUCGCUUGAGGCCUACCUAAAAGAGAAACUAAAGCAACUAAUAGAGAAGAGGAUUGGCAAAGAGAAUUUCAUAGAGAAGCUAGGAUUUAUUAGCAAACAUGAAUUAUACUCUCGAGCAUCACAGAAACCCCAGCCAAACUUUCCCAGUCCAGAAUACAUGAUAUUUGAUCAUGAAUUCACAAAGCUGGUGAAGGAGCUUGAAGGUGUUAUAACUAAGGCUAUUUAUAAGUCCAGUGAGGAAGAUAAAAAAGAAGAAGAGGUAAAGAAAACACUAGAACAGCAUGACAGUAUCGUGACUCACUACAAAAAUAUGAUUCGAGAGCAAGAUCUGCAACUAGAGGAACUGAAGCGCCAGGUUUCAACAUUAACAUGUCAGAACGAACAGUUGCAGACGGCAGUCACCCAGCAAGCUUCUCAGAUUCAGCAGCAGAAGGAUCAGUACAACCUUCUCAAAGUGCAGCGGGGAAAAGACAAUCAGCACCAAGGUUCUGCCAGUGAUGGGGCUCAGGUGAAUGGAGUUCAGCCAGAAGAAAUUAGUAGACUGAGAGAGGAGAUAGAGGAAUUAAAAAGUAAUCAGGAACUUUUACAAAGCCAGCUGGCUGAAAAAGACUCUUUGAUUGAAAAUUUGAAGUCAUCCAAUGCUGCUUCUAGUGUGCACGAACCCUCUGCAACAGCUAGAGACAGUGAACCAGUUGUAGAAUUAAAGCAGACAAAGUCAGUUCCUGUCCAAGGAGAAAAUGAGGCUGUAACGGCGGCCAACACUGCUGAGUUGGAAGGGAGACUAUCAGCCCUAUUGCAGGAGACGAGGGAGCUGCAGAAUGAAGUUAAAGUCUUGUCUGAGGAAAGAACUACCCUCAAAGAGCAGCUGGAUUCCUCUAACAGCACCAUUGCUAUUUUACAAAAUGAAAAGGACAAGCUGGAGUUGGAAAUUACGGAUUCUAAAAAAGAGCAAGAUGAUCUCCUGGUAUUGUUGGCUGAUCAAGACCAGAAAAUACUGUCAUUGAAGAAAAAACUCAAAGAUCUUGGUCACCCAAUUGAAGAAGAAGAUGAACUUGAGUCUGGAGACCAAGACGAUGAGGAUGAUGAAAAUGAAGAUGGCGGCAAAGACUAGGGUCUCACUGUUUAGCGUUAGGUUCUCCAGGCAUGGCGGCAUUUAUGUCAUGACUCUGGAGAUGGAAUUUUCAGCCAGUGUUCAGUUUGCCUCCACAGAAAAUAAAGAUUUAGAUACCAAGUGGAACACAUUUACUAAGAAAAUUGGCAUAUUUUUUAAAAUAUUGCCAUC